Messenger RNA from Myxozyma melibiosi, 1735 nucleotides. Its product is annotated as voltage-dependent anion channel. Gene Ontology annotation, molecular function: sulfite transmembrane transporter activity. Gene Ontology annotation, cellular component: plasma membrane. NCBI's taxonomy places the organism in Eukaryota, Fungi, Ascomycota, Lipomycetes, Lipomycetales, Lipomycetaceae. The transcript is spliced from 2 exons. The record is from RefSeq and is a predicted model, not a curated record. Bases 382 to 1551 code for a protein of 389 amino acids. Gene Ontology annotation, biological process: sulfite transmembrane transport; transmembrane transport.
UGCGGGAUAUCUCUGUUCUCUCAAGACCAGUAUCUGUUUUCAAAUGAUAAGUGUUGUAUUCUCUUUUUAUAAACCCACAGAAACAACAAAUACUCAAUAGUCAUGAAAAGAGCAGCAAAAACAGACAGCCAAAUUAGCCAAACCCCCGUGGCUGAAAAGCAGUCACGGCCACCACCGCCAUCCGCAACGCCACGCACAGCCCGAAUUCGCCACACAAACCGCGCCUGCUGCAAACCCUGACUCGCCACAUCUUCUCCCCACUUGCCACACCGCCAGACCCGCGCACCGCCUCCUCCAUCUUCCUCCUGUUCCUGUUCCUGUUUUUUUAGUUGAAGGCUGCGAUAAGAGCAGCGUGUUUGGUUUAUUGGGGCUGUUGUAUUUAUGUUGAGAAUGCAGCGGACGCGGGAGUAUUUCCUCUACAGGAUAGAAAAUUUUAGUCCUUCAUGGUUUGCCAUGACCAUGGGCGUCGGUAUGGCGGGCAGUCUACUCGUUGACUACCCGUACCCGGCAGAGUAUCUCCGACGUCUCGGUAUUGCUUUCUGGGGAACCGGCACCGUGCUCUUCGUCAUAUUUACAAUCUUCACCGUCCUCCGCCUCCUCCUCUUCCCCAGCAAAUUCAAAAUGUCGCUUCUCCACCCAACCCAGUCGCUAUACUGGGGCUGCAUGCCGAUGGGACUCUGCCCAAUCAUCACCGACGCCGUCGGCAUCUUUGGCGCAAAAGCAGUCUGGGCAUGCUACGUGCUCUGGUGGAUCGACGUCGUGCUCGCGCUUCUGUGCGCGUGGCUCAUGGUCUUUGUCGGGUUUGCUCGCAACACACGACUCCGGCCCGCGGACCUCAACGCCGUCAUCCUUCUCCCCGUCGUCACGCUCGUGCUUUGCGCGUCUACAGGCUCGAUCCUCGUCGAGUAUCUCCCCGACAACUGGCGGCCGCAUAUGAUCAUCCUCUGCGCGCUCUGCUGGGGCAACGGCGAGUUGCUCGCGUUCUUGUUCACCGGCGUAUACGUCUGGCGCCUGUUAACCCACGGCUUACCUGCCCGAGAAUCCGUCACCAGCUGCUUCUUACCCAUUGGACCCCUAGGCCAGGGCGCAUACGGCUUCCUCAUCAACGCCGUCAACCUCGAAAACUACCUGACCGCACACGACUACCCCGCGCUCGCCAGCGUGCCGGUGUUCAAAUACAUCGGCUGCGCCGUCGCGAUCUUCAUGGUCGGUCUCGCAACGUUCUGGCUUGUGAUGGCAGUCUUUGCUUGCAUCUACCACCGCCCUCGAGUCUUUGGCCUCGGCUGGUGGGGGCUCACUUUCCCGCCGGGCACGUACGCGCUCGCCACGCGACAACUGGGCGAGGUACUUGACAUCGAGGGUUUCCGCGUCGUGAGCGCGCUCGUCGGCACCGCUGUCGUUUUUAUUGUCUUCUUCCUCAUCCUCACCACGUUCUACUACGGCGUCGUCAGACCGAACGCGUUUAAAGCGGCAGAGACGGAAUUGAGCGGUAAUGUCGAGAAAGUGAAGCGUGAGAGUGAGUCUGAUUUGACGCAGACUGAUAUGGUGUAAUGUUGUCCUUUUCUUCCGGCUUUUGUUUGUCGAUUUUCUUUCUCGUUCGUCGCUCUUGUUGGUUAGCAUUGUAGAAGUUUUUUUUUGGCAUUUUCGGUGUUUGGGUGAUGUUCUUAAUAGUAUUCAGUAUCUAAUGCAAUGAUAUGAUGUAUUUACAACCAAAAACAGAAACGUAAUCUAUGCA